AUGGCGAUGACACGCAACAUGACCCAAAUGCGUCUAUUUCGACUGCCUCCUGAAGUCAUUUUACUCAUAACGGAAGAUGAUUCUCUUAAGUGGGAAGAUCUUCGCAGACUUCGCCAUGUAUGUUCUUUCUUCUUCCACCAUCUGGGUAGGCGAGUUCUCAAGUUUGGAGACUUUUUCUUCUUCCGCAACGCAUGCUCGCAUGCCAACGUGGAUAUAUUGAUCGAGUGUCUGGAUGAAAACGCCACUCCAACUAAUACCUCUUGGAAAAGUCCUCAUCCCUCAGCAGGUGACUAUGUAGUCAAUGGAUUCCGGACUGGGAACGUUUCUGUUGAACAAUUCAAGCAUACCUGGCAGUGGUUGUCAGACCACGGAUUCGAGCUUAGCUACUCGAAAGAUGUUACCGGUGAUGUUCCCGAACAUCAUCGCCCUUUCUCUGCGGAUCUACUGUACAUGGUAUGGGAUGCCACUGAGGCUAAACAUCUUCAAGCAACUUGCGAUAUCAUCCACUUCGUCGUCGAUAAGGGUAUGAUGUUUCCAAGGUAUCUGAGCUUCUCGUUCGAGGCAACCGGGGACCCAAUAUGUAGAGGUUUGAUACAAUUUAUGCUAGCUGCUCAUUGCCCGGCUUCCAUCUUGAAGCUGUUCUUGAAGCAGCUCCAUGGCCAAGGCUUAACCUUGAAGAGUCCCGUCAACAGUCAGAUCUAUGAGCGUGAAACUACGGAGACCUACACGUUCCUGUGGGAAAUGUAUAGAUACAUUUUCGACUCGCUUCCCCCUUGGUCGUCAGGGAAUCAGGACACUCCCAGAGUGCUACUAAGGCUAGAGGAUCCCAAUGGAAUAGCAGACAAUUUCGGAGACAAGGUCAAGGCGCUGAUCGAAUACAACUCUGUCGACGAUGGCGAAGCACGGGUCUGGACAGAUGUUUGGAGAAGUCUUGAGAAGAUGGCGCGCAAAAGAAUCGAACAAGGCAGCCUCGAUUUUGACCAAGACGGGGUCUGGUUUUGGUACGAACUCAACAUGUCAAUUGCGUAUCUCGCUACCGAUCGGACAGUCCUUGAAGGUAGGGCUCGCGAUAGUCAGGAUGACCCUAUUCAUGUAUUCAAAAUCCAAAACGAAGGUUGGCACCCCCCAGAAAGAUUGGGCUUCAUACGAAUGCGGUUUGCCGAAGAGAGAGGGACAAUUGACCCUUCAAAAUUGGAGGACCGAAGUAUAGGUGACUGGUGGAACAUGCCCCUUUGCGACUGGGACUUUCUUGUCCCAGAACACAAAAUUGACUCCAAGGGUUGGCUUGAGCAUAGGGCAGCUGAAGAUGACAUAUUGAGAAUGAGGGGUGCGUUGGUGGAAUGA
Molecule: messenger RNA, 1344 nt
Organism: Fusarium subglutinans
Lineage: Eukaryota; Fungi; Ascomycota; Sordariomycetes; Hypocreales; Nectriaceae
Exons: 1
Coding region: 1-1344 (447 amino acids)
Source: RefSeq, a predicted model, not a curated record